This is a messenger RNA of Prunus persica (peach), 792 nucleotides long. RefSeq lists its product as uncharacterized. The record is from RefSeq and is a predicted model, not a curated record. Lineage: Eukaryota; Viridiplantae; Streptophyta; Magnoliopsida; Rosales; Rosaceae. The coding region runs from base 1 to 792 and encodes 263 amino acids. The transcript has a single exon.
AUGAGCGCCCGACUAAGGGAUUCACGGAUGAGGGUCCUGGGGGACAAGUCGCCCAUUCGGAAAGUGAGGGGGUUGGGCCCCGAAGAGGAGUCGGAAUCCGAGUACAUCCCGUCCGGGACGCAAACGUCCACCUACCGUUCGGCAACACAUUCGCGGAACUCGGAGGUUAACCCACUCAACCUACGGAGGCAAACAGAAGACUUCGAUUCCGAGGAAAUCCCUAGCCGAGACCCCGUUGUACGACUCCUUUUUCAAAGAAUCCAGAAAAUGGAGAACGACAACGCCCGCUCCCAGGGGCCAGAGUGGGGAAAGCUUCGACCGGGGCCAUUUACCAGGCGCAUCCAGGACUCUCGGCAGGAUCAGGAAGGGCAGCAGCUUCGGAUACCGUUCUAUACGGGAACGGAAGACCCCUUAACCCACCUCUACUCAUUUCAGUCCGCCAUAGGAUGCAAGGGCUUGAGCGAUGAAGGGCAGUGCCUGCUAUUCCCGUCCUCCCUUACCGGGGCAGACCUGAACUGGUUCUACCGGUUAGAGCCAGAAACGGUAGACUCCUUCGACGAACUGAAGCAGAUCUUCCUCAACCACUUCAUGAUUCAAACGGACCGUCUUUACUCUGCCGAUGAUCUGUACACGAUUCGGCAAGGAGAGGACGAACCGUUGAGAGAGUACGCGGCGCGUUUUAGUCACGAGUACUCAAGGUGUCCGGAAACAGACGACAGGGCAGCCUACGGCGCCUUUAAGAGUGGCCUUCGGUCCUCACACUUCCGAUACCUAGUACACAGCAGCAACUAG